Molecule: messenger RNA, 798 nt
Organism: Yamadazyma jaroonii
Lineage: Eukaryota; Fungi; Ascomycota; Pichiomycetes; Serinales; Debaryomycetaceae
Source: the annotation of a GenBank genome assembly
AUGGGGGAGCCACCAAGUUAUGCUCCUACAGCUACAUCUAGUUACACAGUACCUACUACUAACUAUCAUGAAGAGAUAACGAAGUCUUCACUUAUUAAAUCACCCAUUGAUAGAUCAGUACUUGAUUCCAUGGCUGAAAUCUAUUCUAUUAUCACUGUACUUGAAAUGAUUGAAAACUCCUAUAUCAAAGAUUAUAUCACUGAUAAGGAGAAAUAUACCCUGACGACGUUAAGAUUGAUUAACCAGUAUCAAAUUAUAUUGAAAGGUUUCAAGGAGGAUGAUUUAAAGAAGAACAAAUGUAAUGAAUUAUUAAAUAGUAGCGAUUUCGCUAAUUUCCUUGAUGAUUUCACCAGGAAAUUCAAAUUGAAUUGUCCUUUGGCUAUUAAUAGACUCAGUAGAGGUGUACCAAUAACCAUAGAACUGUUUGAAAACGAAAGUUCCAACAAUUCCAGUCGAAUGUCACCUUCCUUAUCAAAUAUCCCAGUUUCAGUUGAAGCUAAGACCGGUCAAGUGAGAUUGAUUGCUGAAUGUACCAGUAAUUUUAUAACCUGUAUGGACGCCUUAAAGUUAAACUACAAGACCAAAGACCAACUUCAUCCUUUAUUAUCAGAAUUGGUCAUUAAUCUCAAUGAGUUAAUCGAAAUCAAUGCCAAGUUUGAAUUUCCUGGUAAAUCAAAAUUGAUCAACUGGUUGAUCAAACUUAAUAAUCUUCAACAAGAAUUAGAUUCUGAAGAGAUAGAACAAUUUUUAAGCGAUUUAAACACAGCAUAUAAGAAUUUUUACCUGAUAUUAGAGUAA